This is a messenger RNA of Bradysia coprophila, 6254 nucleotides long. It is a transcript of the gene nwk, whose product is annotated as FCH and double SH3 domains nervous wreck. NCBI's taxonomy places the organism in Eukaryota, Metazoa, Arthropoda, Insecta, Diptera, Sciaridae. Gene Ontology annotation, cellular component: recycling endosome; neuromuscular junction. Gene Ontology annotation, biological process: neuromuscular synaptic transmission; regulation of actin filament polymerization. Gene Ontology annotation, molecular function: protein binding. The record is from RefSeq and is a predicted model, not a curated record.
AAUCGAUAUAGAACAGAAUACAUCUAUUCGAACGAUUUUGCUGGAGUGGUGUUUUGGUGAAAGUUUUCCGAACGAAAAAUCGGAAAAAUCUGUAGGAAAAAAAUUGAUAAUUCAAUAUUCUUAUGACAAAAGUGAAUUAAAAGCGUUUAGCUGAAUGUCUUGUAAUGAUGUGAAUUACAGUUAAGUUCUCAAUUUGAUAAUCUGAUGUGUCUAAGUUAAAAAAAUAUGAAAAUUAUGUUGAUUUGAUGAAAAUGAUAGCGAACAGGAAGUAAUCAUUUUAGCGAAAAGUGCAAAAAUAUUUUUUUUAAGUUCAAACUAACAAACUUCAAGUGACAAUAUUGGAUUAACUUGAAUAUACCGUCAAAUAUCCCCCAAUCGAAUCACAAUGCAGCCACCGCCUAGAAAAGGAAACUACGUGAAGUUUCUCAAGAAUCUCCAUUCCGAGCAGUUGGCUAAACUUCAAUUGAAAAACCAACAUGAGUGUGAACUACUUGAGGACAUUCGGCAGUUCACAAUCAAAAGAUCAGCCAUUGAAAAGUCGUACAGUGAGGCAUUGCUUAAAAUUUCGUCAGCUUACUUGAAUAAGAAAAUGGCUAACAUUCCUGAAAUCAAACUAGAUGGAACGGAAAAAUGGAACAUGUGGAGUGUGUGGCAGACUGUACUCGAAGAAAAUGAAAAAUUGGCUAAGGCACGAUUGGCUGCUAUCGAGGUAUUUCAACAACAAAUUGCAGAUGAAGCCAAGAAUCUUCGAGAAUACAAAAUUCACAUAAGCAAGAAAUGCGUAAAUCAAUUAGGCAACAUUCAAAAAGAAGUUCAAACAACUGUUCAAAAGGUGGAUCUUACUAAAAAAUCGUACUUCGAUGAGGAGCAUAGUGCUCACGGCGUACGAGAUAAGGCCAGGGAUAUUGAAGAGAAGCUUAAGAAGAAGAAGGGAUCAUUUUUCCAAUCGAUAACGUCGUUACAGAAAAAUAGUGCUCGAGUUACGUCGCGAAAGGAAGAAUUAGAAGAAAAAUCAACUGGUGCUCGUAACGAUUAUCUUUUGAGUCUGGCCCAAGCCAAUGCUCAUCAAAAUCGGUACUUUGCCGUUGAUCUGCAAACGACCAUGACAACAAUGGAAAAUUAUGUUUUUGAGCGCAUUGCCGAGUAUUUGACUCUUAUGGGGCGAACGGAAUUAUUAACCUGUUCAGCCACACAAAAUUCGUUCAGUAAAAUUCGAGAUCAAGCUCAACAGUUGACAAGGGAAUAUAACGUUCAAUGUUGUUACCUAUUCUAUCCUGUGCUAAAGCAACACAUUUCAUACGAUUUCGAGCCAUGCGACAACGAUCUAGUAACUAAAAUUACAGCCGAACACGAUUCAGCUGCAGCAACGCUCAGCCGAGAAGCAAAAAUGUUUGCUUCGCGUAUUGUACGGGAAAAUAACGCAAUCCGAGAUAAUGCUAGAAAAUUGGCAGUCUGUGUACAAAUGAGAGAUGCCGGUCAGAGAACAGAUCCAAAUGACCCGAAUGGGCCAGACCUAGAAACAAAAAUGGAAGAGUUUAGAGAAAAUAUUCGAAAGUCUGAAACUGAGAAGGCAAAAUCGGAAGCGUGUCUAGAAUGUUUGAGGGCUGGCGGUGUUAAUGUGGACGAAUGGAUGCAAGAAGCGGAGACAUUAGGCGUUCAGGAGAUACCCCGUUCAUCUAGCUCAUUGUCAAUGCGAACGGAUGCAUCCGGACAAGGUGAACAACAAAGCACCGACUCAUUUUAUGACAGCGACAAUACGGAUCAAGAAGCACAUCCUAGUAGCACACAAAAAGAAACUCCUUCUCGACAGCCCGAAGUUGUGGAAGAUGAUAGCUCGCAGUCUGAAUCGGAUGAAGGCGACGUUGAUGCUAUGCUGGAUCGAGAACGUCAGAAAAUUGAACAGUUAACAGCAGGUUGGGACGAUCCAACAACUGUGGAUUGGGGCGCAGUGGAAGGUUCGACUCAGCCCGAUGCAGUUCCAGCAACUACUGGACCCAUAUUCAAGUGCACUGCGCUCUAUUCGUAUUCAGCACAAAACCCUGACGAAUUAACAAUAGUAGAGAACGAACAAUUGGAAGUGAUUGGUGAAGGUGAUGGAGAUGGUUGGCUUAGAGCCAGAAAUUAUCGAGGUGAGGAAGGUUAUGUGCCUCACAAUUACUUGGAUGUGGAACGAGACGUUCCGAUCGAUACUAGCAAUCAACAGCAACUGCAAACACAAAUGUCCUUUUCAUCUGUCGAUUACACCAUUGAAAAUGAAGAUCAAGAGGUCUAUCAGGAUUCAACAGUACAAUCUCCAGACCAAGUUUCGGUUAUAUCAGCGCCGGUAGCGGCAAAAUCGAACGAACCGCAACAAGAAUGGUGUAUUGCGUUGUACGACUAUGAUGCAUCAGCCGAAGAUGAAUUAACAUUCGAAGAAAAUCAAAUUAUCAAAAUUGUCAAUAAGUCUCCACAUGGUGUUGAUGAUGGAUGGUGGGAAGGCGAAUUGAAUGGAGUUAUCGGCAAUUUCCCAUCAUUGGUUGUAGAAGAGUGUGACGCAAAUGGUGAACCAUUCACAGAGUCUGACGACGAAUCACCGCCACCAUCAAUUCCACCAGUUUUCUCGCCUCCAAAAGCUCCGAUGGUUCCGUUCAUGGCAGAGUUACAACAGGCUGUACAGAAAGUGGAAGUAGAUAUGGCUGAAAACACAUCCAAGCAAGAAGUUAGUGCCGGAAAAUUUGAAAUUGAAUUGUCCGGAAACAAACAGAAACACUACGGUAAACAGUUUGCCGGCGCUCCCACUCCAGUCUUAGUAUUGGAAACGGAUUCGGGUUCGGGUUCCGAUCAUGAUCAUACAGAUGAUGGCGAAGAGGCAGAGCCGGUGAAAAAACCCUCGAAGGAUGUGAAAUCGAAGAAAGUUGUUGUUGACGAGCAUCCCACUGACAUUGGUUUAGGAUUCGUCCACAUAUCCGUCACAGCCGCCACUCCAAUGGUAGAAGACGCAGAAAAAACGUUUAAAGACACAAUCGAAGAGGAAGAUGAAAGUGAAGAUCCGGACGAAAGUUUCGAGAAAGAUGUAGCAGAAGCAGUCGACGAAAUUCUUGAAGAAGCUCAAGCGCAAACUGCCUCAGUUGUAGCAACAUCUCAGCCCCAAAUGCCAUCAAAACCCCCACCAACAAAUCCUCCACCAAAUCCUCCACCAAAUCAUCCACCAAAUCCACCACCAAAUCCUCCGUCAAAGAAAGCUCCAACGAGACCAACGCAACCUCCAUCUCAGCCUCCGCCCCAACCUCCACCACAACCUGAACCCGAUAAUAAUCAAUUCGAAGCAAAUUUUGAGGCGAACUUUGAAGCCAAUUUCGAAGCUAAUUUCGAUGAUGCAUUCGGUGAAUCAUCGCCAGAACCAGAACCACCAAAACAGGUGGUCGGCGGACGAGCUAGCAUACCCGAUGAUCUAGAUUCAGCACAACUGGCCCGAUUACAAAAUUUGAAAGAAUCAAAUGCAUAAAUUGAUGAAGGAUAAAUUUAGCGUUUGAUGAGAAAUUAGGAAAUGUUGCUGUUGACAAAAGUUGGUGAAAGUGUGUUGUAAUCACCAUAAUUUAUAAUUCGACAAAAACAACUCAUAAAAAUAUACUCACAGAAAUCUAUAGGGAAUUAAGUGUAAACAUUUCACACUGUAAAACAAAUCAUCAAUAAACAAAACUAAAGGAAACAAAUGGAAUAGAAUCGCAGAUAAAAGUUAAAAUGAAUUGAAUUUGAAUGACAUUAUUAUUUUGGAAGAAAUAAAAUUGUUAGGUUCAUUACAGUCAAUAAAUCGAAACCCAAUAUAAUCAGUUCAGUUCAAUAAAAAUCAAAAAGAAACGAAUUAACUACAAAAACAGGAAAACACUCUCACACACAUCUAAAUAAAAUAAUUUUCGAUUAAAUGUUGUACCAAAAAACAAAAAUAAAUAAAUGAAUUAGCAAUAUCUUAGAUUAACUACAUAAUGUGAAUGAAUAUAAACCAAUAAUAGAAUCAAUUAUGUUCGAAAAAAAAACAAACAAAUAUAAUUUGCGCAAAAAAUAUCAUUCUUAUCUAAGUAAUAAUAUUAAUACCAAAAUUCUGUUUAGAAAAGAGUUUCUGCAUGAAUUAUAAUUGAGUGAGUGAGUUUUUGUUAUGCUAACCAAAGUGUAGUGUAAUGGAAAAAAGUGAAAAUGAAAUAUUUUCCUCUCAAAAUACUGGCAAAACUAUAGAAGGAAAACCAUAGAUUCAAUUUAAAAUUUGGUUGAAUAGUUCGCUAAACCAUUCGUGUGAUUGAUAUUGAUGGAAAUAGUUAAUUGAAAAUUAAAAUAAAUAAAUUUAGCCGCCCAAUGGAAAGGGGACAGCAUCAGGAUAUGAGUGCGAUGUUAAAUCGGGUAACUGUGGACGUAAUUUAAAUUUUCUACUGAACCAUUUUUAAAUACCCUUUUCGAUCGAAAAAUAUUUUAUAGCAAAUAUUUGGUCAAUGAAAAUGUUACGUUCCCAUUGAUAUAAACGUCGAAAUUGGUUCAUUAGUACCAUUGAACAGUAUUUUCCAUGAUGAUCAGUAUAGUUGUUGAAUACCGAACGGGUCAAACGGCUCAGUUAAAUGGCCCCUUUAAGAGGCAUCGAUGAUAAAAUUGUAACCCACAUUUGCGUGUCUCGUAUUUCAUGUUUGAUGAUAUCUUUUCAUCAGAAUCGUCUUUUAAAAAUGUACGACUUCAAUAUCGACCACGAUUGUGAGACAAAUCAGCAGUUUAACAAGAUUUUCAUAACUGCUACAAGAUAGUCAAACUGCUACAACCAAUUCUAUUUUCUGUAGAAAGCUAACACAUUCGUGGUCGUUAUCGCGGUCUUAUAUUUUUUAACCAAAUGUAGGCUGCAAUUUAGCAUCGAUGACUAUUAAACUAAUGAGGAAGCAAAAUCUCAUCUGAAAUAGAAUAAAUGGAUAGAUCUAGAUGCUGUAAAAACUAUUUUGUCACGUCAUUUCCUCCUUUGAUGACUAUACCAAAGCUAGGUUCAACAUAAAUAAUUUCAAAGCUUCAAGCGUAUCAGCAAAAAAAAACUUUUUAUUUCAAGGAUAAGAAUUAAAUUUGAUUUAAAUACUCCGAUCGAAUUGAUUAACAAAAAAGUAACGUUCGUGUAUAGAUGAUUUAACCACAACCAUUUAAAGCAGAUCCUGAAAAAUUAUUUUUUUAUCGCACACGAUCCAAUAAUUUUUCAGAAAAUUUCUCUAAAACGAUGAAUGAUUUUCAUUACAGGAAAAAGUUCAUGAAUCUUAUGUUAGCUGCAUCGUCAAUCUAAGUUGUUGUGCUUGUGUUUGUGUUAAUUUUCAUUGUCUUCGUUGCAUAAAUGUAGGCGAUUUAUUUGAAAUAAAAAAAUUUCAACAAUAUUGUUGAUAUAAUGCCUUGAGUGAGAUGAAUGAGUGAACGAGACCGAUAAGAAAUUUGUUUGCGUUUUAUGCUAAGACUAAUUAUGUCUUAGGUUUUAUGAAUUAAAAUGAUGGAAAAUUGAUAUCCAGAAAAAAAUGCUUUGUUAGUUGAAUGAGUUCAGACCGCUAUAUUAUGCGUUCUUCUCUGCGAAUUGGCUAGAAACGAUAGUGCAAAAUAAGAAAUAAAAUGAUAUGAAAACACAGCUGUUAAAAGUUCGUAUAGGUUUUAUCAUCAAAAAGUACAUAUAUCUUCAGCAUUAUAUAUAUAAAAACACACACAACACACCACACAUCAUAUAUAUAGAUAUAUAAUCGUUAUAUUAUUUGCUUUUCGUCUUUCUCUAUCUCUAUUAAAUGAUAAAGAAAAAUUGAAGAAAUAUUUAUAAACCAAAUUAAGAAAGAAAAAAACUUGGUGAAAGGAUGCAAAAAAUCUUUAAACGAAACUUAACAAUUCAAAAGUUAGUAUGAUCUACAACACUACCUAUAUAUAUAUAUAUAUUUGGAAAGUAAAAAUUUAUUUGCAUUUGAACAAAAGAAUAACGAGAACGUAGCUUUUCUCUUUGCCUUUUCCUGUAUUUACCUAAAACAAAGUCCUCUUAUUGCUAUGGAACUCAUUGGAAUCGAAGAAUUUCCACUUAUUAAUUGUAAAAAGAAGAAGAAGAAUAAUAAUUAAUUGAAAAAAAUAUAUUUGUGUUAUUGACUAAUUCGUAGGCAAUGGCAAGCAGACAUAAGAAUGAUAACAAAAAAAUUUAGUUUAAAUUUAGUUUAAUUUAUCCGGCGCUCUAUUCAUCAUUUCGAAUUGAUUGUUUCAUUCAGCAAGAAAUAAAUAAUGUGUUGAACAGUUAAGCA